AUGGUCUGGCGCACGACCCUGAUCACAAUAUCCAUAUGCUUCUUGCUGGGUACCACCUUCACCCACUGGAUCGCGGACCAUAAUGUCCUCUGGCGGUCACCCAUCACCGAGGAAGCGCUCUUGACAUCUAUAUCAUACUAUUCGCUGCUGUCGACAGCGCCACAUGGGCUGGGGUGGGCCUACAUAGGCGUGGGGAUGAUUGCGCUAUUGAGCACAGCCGGGAGGAUGUUCAAGUGGUUCGGGACGGGCAAGGGAGAGGUGGUAUUUGAUGGAGGGAGUGUGGUAUUGCUUGCUGCGAUCACAUAUACGCAGUUGAGCGAGGUCUUUCCAGCGAUUCUCUUGUUCCCGACACCGCUUCCCGCCAAGCUGGUCGGUUCGCCUCUCUUUCCCAUCCUGUCGAACGCUGCAAAGGAACUUGCAAGCGAUAAUAUCAAGACGGCGGUCAUGCUUACCGGCGUCAUGCUGCUUCAGGGCGGCCGGUACUAUGCCAAGCGACCAUCAAAACAAGUGCUCGACGAAGAUUCAGCCCCAUCAACACCUCCUCAGACCGAGGAACCACCUCGUGCUCCCCGCUCGCCGAUUGCUGGACGGGCCGCCACGCCAUACAGGGAGCUGUCGGAAGCGGAAGCGAUGGAGUUAAAGCAGCCCGAGGGGGCGGCAAGAUUGGCAGUGCCGGGCAGUAGUAAGGUCCGGAAGGGGUGA
Molecule: messenger RNA, 702 nt
Organism: Dioszegia hungarica
Lineage: Eukaryota; Fungi; Basidiomycota; Tremellomycetes; Tremellales; Bulleribasidiaceae
Product: ER membrane protein SH3-domain-containing protein
Exons: 5
Coding region: 1-702 (233 amino acids)
Biological process (GO): endoplasmic reticulum to Golgi vesicle-mediated transport
Cellular component (GO): endoplasmic reticulum membrane
Source: RefSeq, a predicted model, not a curated record